GUUAAUCAAUUUGCGGUCACACUGUUGAUCUGUCCCUUGGUUUCUGAAUUGGAAUUUUGCGGUAUUUACGUUUCGUUGUCUUCUCCGCAACACAAAAACGUGACUUAAUUUUCUUUUCUUUGAAAAAACAAUGUCUAUGACUGGCGAAGCGAGCGGCAUCAGCGAAACAAGCACAAGCAACAGCAUUCCAGAAACCAGCAGCAUCAGCACAAAUAACGUCGAGAAACUUGAUUAUCGGAUAUGCAAGAAAGAAGUCGUUACACAAAUAAACAGCGAAGGCAAUUCUAAGAACGACACCAGCGACAGCCACUUAAAUCGUCUACACAGUCUGCGCAACGAAUUGAACUAUAUCAACGAUACAGAUUGGAUGUACGAGAGUUUGGAGAAGAAACCGCAGCUAUAA
Drosophila albomicans is the source of this 403-nucleotide messenger RNA. RefSeq lists its product as uncharacterized. The record is from RefSeq and is a predicted model, not a curated record. NCBI's taxonomy places the organism in Eukaryota, Metazoa, Arthropoda, Insecta, Diptera, Drosophilidae. The transcript is spliced from 3 exons. Bases 131 to 403 code for a protein of 90 amino acids.